GCAAGACAUGAGAAUUAUCCGCUACUAGUUUGCACCUUAAAAGUCGGACUGUUCUAAAGCAGAAAUCUGUGCCGCGUCGUGCUACUUUCAGUAUGGAACAUGCGUCAAAUAACGUUGAUCUGUUUCAAACAGUGCUGGCGUUGUCACGAGAGAAGCAAAUCGAGGAGCAACUACAACCGUGGAUGUGCGUUUUUUUUCGUUUUCGCAGCGAAGAUGGAACUAGACAAACACGUGGUAUGACUGUUUGUUCUCCUGUCGCUAGGGUUUCAACUUUAACUUCCCUCUUAGUGGCCGUAUUAAUUUACUUAUCUCACAAGAAAGGCGACGCGCCCGCACGCAGCGUCAUUAAAGGCGACAUGGCGAGCAGUGAUUCGUGUUAGUUUUCCGGAUUUUCGUACGUUCUCAUUGUUCUUCUUCAAUAAACAGAUACUCGGCCCUCUGUUUCGAGUAUAUUGAUUAAGUCACGAUGAGUGGCGCAGCCCCAGAAAUCGAUUUGGAGGAGCUCGUACGAAUUCGGGACCAGUAUCGCGCGCUACUAGCUCAUAUGCGUUGCAAAUAUGUCUGGGUCCAGAAGCACGACGAAAAAAAAUAUUUGCAUUUGGAUUGUACACUUAGAAUGACUCUGCGUCUGUGCUUCAGUCGCAAAAUCAGCAUCGUGCUCCAGUGCUUAUCUUUGUCCAACGCAGUGUGUCAUGCGGUGCACUGGCCAUCCCCGUCUUAUUCUUAAGUACAUCCUAAACUUGCCCGCGUACGAUGGCGUAUUUCCAUUUUCUAUGAUUCACAACGCAAUACUAACAUAACUCUCCUCCACAACUUCCAGGCGACCUAAACAUAGUUGCAUGGGAUAGCUCAGGCUCGGGAAAGGGUAGGUUCGACCGAGGCGGAAGUUUCGACGCUUUCGGAUCAGGCACUAGAAGGUGGCGCAACGCGUGGCGCAGUAGGAAGAGCAACGCAAUCUCUACCACAGCCGAGCGCCGCUCCCGCGCAGGAAAUAUGUACCAGACCACCGGCUACGAACUCAGGACGAUCUGCUGCCAGCAUCAGUGGUGAGCGCUUCUUCGAUGAAAGUUCCCUACAUCAACACGCUGCGGCUGCUGCGGACAGUACUCGCAGAUACGACCAUACUAGUUCGGCGGGUGCUGAUAUUGUCAAUAUCGGCGGUAGCGGUUUCGCCGAGCAUCUUGAUAGAUCGAAUCAUGGAGGAGCCGGUUCUACUUCCGAAGCUUCUAGUGUGGCCUCGUCCAGUAGAAGUGGGAGGCGAGCGGGUCGUCGAAAGACCAUGCUGGAGGAGCUCGUCGAGUAUGCCGAAUCAUCCGCCUGCGGUAAGGACGAGCGUGCGAACUCGACUUGUUCCUGGGCUGAACCCAAUGUUGCCGCCCAGAACUCGACCUGGGAAACUGGAGCAUCUGUCCUGCUGCAGGGGCCGUUUCUGUUUAGUGGCGACCGCGCGGACGAUACGAGAAGUGCAGGGGCGUCUUCGUCGAGGGCUGACCAAGUUGCGGUGACAGGCAGGGGCGGUCGCACUCCGUCCGGUAGUGCGAACCCCCGGUGGCAGGGCACGGAAUCGUACCCCGUGGAGGUGACGCCUGACUUACCGCUCUCCACGCAAAGGAUGAACAUCCUGGAGAAGCUCGCCCGCGAUAAAGUAAGCGUGAAAGCGCACGCGUUGCGCGAUCCAGCGUCGAAAUCUAGCAACGCCGCCCCGAGCAAGUCUUCUUCCUCCGCAGGCAGCGUCAUCGGGAGCCGGCGAUCGGGUGCGACGCAACCGCCCGCAUACUAUGGGGGCGCGGUGGCGAUGGGCGGUCGGACGCAAAAAAGUGCCAGUUCUAGUACUCUUGCGGAACAACCGCGGCCACUAACGGAUCCAGACUAUUCUUGCAUCUCCUCGAGCAUCGUGACCAACACAGUCGGCGGCGGUGCAGCAAGCUUGGAGAGGAUGGCCAAGAACCGAGAGGAUGCUUCCUAUACCACCGAACUACAGAGCCAGGACCACAAUUUUGUCGCACAUGCGUCCUCACGGGAAGAACACGAUUGGCCGCCGGGGGCCGAUCGGUCUUACGAGAACGAUCACUUGCUCGCGAGCAACUUUAACGUAAACGAAGUGACAGGCGAGGUGCUGGUUCCGCCGGACCUGCGCGACAAAUUUAAUGAUGCCUGUCGGGAGCUUGCCCUUCGUACCAUAACAAAGGUGUUCGAGUACGAAAAGAACACUGUUUUUCGUGUUGUAAAAUAAAGGGGCGAAAUGUGAGCAUAUUAAGAUUAUUUAUUCUUGUAACUUGUAGUACCUCCGUCUCCGUGGGAGGAGUGUCGUCGAUCCUGCGGAUGAAAAGAACCAAGGCGAUGACGUGAGGAAAAGGACUUAAGAAAGCAUUUGAUGAGGUUCAUCAACCGUAUUGAUUGAUUUUUUAUGUGAUGCAGGAGCGCAAGCGCUCACAUGCUCGUGCUCACUGGGUUAUACCCAUACACAUCAGGAAGAGUGUCGAAGUGCAUGACGGCAGGUCUGGCCUUCGUGCGACUGAUGUUUUCACGGGCAGUUUUUCUCCCUAAAAUGCUACAAAGUACAACACAAGCUUUGUUCCGAUACUGAACAAAAAUAUUUCACGGCGCUUAAGAAUCGCACCACUCGCUUGCACGUGGAAAGACGUAAAAAGGAGCAGCCGGCAGAGGCACUGAAGGCGGGUACGGAAUUUAUCAAAAAAAACAUGUGCUGCUUCUUUCAUGAGGUCAGAAAAAAUCGAUUCGUUUUAUGGUACGCUGACGCAACUUCAAGGUUGCGAAGGAGCUAUAAUUCAUGGAGUCUACUAGUCUUAGUCAGCAGGAAUUUGAUUCACUCUCGCACCAGGCAUUGCGGCCCUGGCUAGGUUUUUCGCGAACCGGGUGAGCGGAAUAACUGAAGCCUCUUGUCUCCGCGAAUUGGCGGCGUUGCGUGCGGAUGCUCAGUCCCACUGCAAGAGGACGGACCGUCUCAAGCUCUGGCCCUCCGUCCUCCUGUCGCUUGCACAGUGGCGGCGAGGCUGGAUCCGAAAGUUCCUCACCGCGGCAUUCUGGAAGAUAAAAAUUCAUGCGACGCAGACAGCCCUCCUUAGUCGGAAACGCGCGGAAGCCCCCGAGGACACGAAAGGCCACGAAGGUAUGGAAUUAGUUGAGACAAUGCUUCUCUGUGCAUGAUGCAGAGCCGAGUACUGAAAUUUUUGAACGUGGGAACUGUUUUUUAUCAGAAGUUUUUCAUUGCUCUCGCGACAAGUACGCAUCUUUGCAUGCCAGAAAGGCCACGCCAAGUUGAUAUGUGCAGCUGCUAGAGUUUUUGUUAGAGUGGAACUUUUUUUGAUGCACUCUAAUUCGUGUACCGCUACCGCUCAGGCAUAUUUGAUAAAAGCAUUGGUCUUGUCAUGCUGACAGAUGCGUGUCCAACCAAAAGAAGAUUUGGAUCUUACAUUACAACUUUCCACAUGGAUGGAAUGCCCGGGCGAGAUGUCGUUUUAUGAAUUGCAUGACCCUACUGGUUCUGGCGCACUUGCAUGUAGAUUACAGGUUCUUUGCAACUCGAUUUGUUACUAUACAGGCGGGCAACUAUCGCCGUCGUCGCACCCUGACAGUGUCUACUUCCCGCCGCGAACGAAUCUUCUGGCUUCCGCGAAUUUCAAAGCGAGUGUGUCGAAAGACGGUGCGGUCUCGUCGUUUCACUAUCAAUUGUGAUACCUACAUAUUACAAGGACUCACACACCAUUCCAGGUUCUUGUCAUGUGUUAAAAGAGGGAACAAUCAGUGCACUUCCGCGCAAAUAGACUUUGAUAUGACCCGGCACACAUCCGAAGCUUGCUAUUUGGAUGUACCUGCUGAAAGCAGCAUUUGUUCCGGGGGCCACGCUUUCAUUGCUUUUUGGCAAGCUCGAGUGAAAUCACCACUCGUGAAGAUGUUCGCUGC
This is a messenger RNA of Amoebophrya sp. A120, 3924 nucleotides long. The record is from the annotation of a GenBank genome assembly. NCBI's taxonomy places the organism in Eukaryota, Dinophyceae, Syndiniales, Amoebophryaceae.